Syzygium oleosum is the source of this 501-nucleotide messenger RNA. RefSeq lists its product as uncharacterized. The transcript has 2 exons. Bases 61 to 291 code for a protein of 76 amino acids. The record is from RefSeq and is a predicted model, not a curated record. NCBI's taxonomy places the organism in Eukaryota, Viridiplantae, Streptophyta, Magnoliopsida, Myrtales, Myrtaceae.
ACAAUUUUGCGCUUUCGCGGCUAAGUGCUAGAGCAACAUCUGGAGGCGAUCACCGCAUCCAUGGCGAGAGAGACGAGCCCUGGCUUGAAGAUCCUCUGGCUCUGGACCUUUGGAACUGCCGCUGUGCUGGUGACGAGCGUGGUGAGGACGAGGAUGCAAGACAUGGAGAAGCUCAUGAACGCCGACCCGGAUCAUCAUCAUCCACCCCAGCAUCGUUCCGACGCCGCCGUCCUGCUCGACCCGUCUUCGGAGCAACCGGACCAAGCCCUUCGCGACGACGGCGAGGUUUAGCGGUUGCUCUCGUUCUGGACACGCACGCCAUGUGUUUGUUGAAUGUCCUCAGCGAGCUUUCAACCCCAAAAAAGAAAAAAAUGAUGGAAAGACGCGUCUUAUGAACUGCUUUCUCUGCAUCGCUUGAUGUUGACUGUGAUGCACUGAUUCAUAAACCUACUUGAUCAGUGGAGUUUUAGCUCUUAUAUGCAUUCUUGAUAAAGUUUUUCA